Molecule: messenger RNA, 396 nt
Organism: Scutellospora calospora
Lineage: Eukaryota; Fungi; Glomeromycota; Glomeromycetes; Diversisporales; Gigasporaceae
Source: the annotation of a GenBank genome assembly
AUGUCUUUUGCCGGAUCAACUUAUGAAGAGAACAUUUUUGCUACUGACUUUGCGGCAUUGAAACAACUAUAUACUAACAAGUUGUUGGAAAAUUUAUUGCACAUAGACAAUCGGUAUGAUACUGAAUGGAGAAAAGCUACUAUGGCAAAAGAUGGUGAUAAUCAAAUAUAUAAUAAAAAACACAUCUUAGCCAUACUUUCUUAUAUGGCUUUAAAUGACAUAUGGGACCAAUCAACAACUCCUUCUCCGAUCAUUCAUAAACUAAAUCAACUAAAACCUUAUAAUUUUAAAUGCGGAAGUGGUGAAGUGAAUGAGAUUGCCUUAAAUUAUAACAACUCUUCAGCGUAUUAUGCUAAAAGGAGGAAAGUUACCAUAGCAAAAGAAGUUGUUGAAUGA